Messenger RNA from Eurytemora carolleeae, 858 nucleotides. RefSeq lists its product as uncharacterized. The record is from RefSeq and is a predicted model, not a curated record. The transcript has 7 exons. The coding region runs from base 295 to 858 and encodes 187 amino acids. NCBI's taxonomy places the organism in Eukaryota, Metazoa, Arthropoda, Copepoda, Calanoida, Temoridae.
UUUGUCGUUUAGUUUUUGGCUCUGUGCUCUGAAGCGAUAAUAACUUAAAGCAAAGCAACUGUAAGCAUAAUUUCAAUUGACCCUGUAUGCAAAGAUGGCAUUAACAUCCCUAGUUAUGGUUAGCCAUGCGGUAAGUUUUAGCGCAAUGUUUUGCAAAAUGUAUACAGAUAAAUUAGAAGCUACGGAGCAGGUUUUGCGCUAUUAUUGCGCAAUUGCGCAUUAGAAACCCUGUACUUUUAAAAUUACGCUUACAGUCCCUUUGAUAAUCACAUCAUAAAUAUACAUAACAAUGUGAUGUUUCUCCAGACCCUGCAGAGAAUACUUUCAGAUUCGUCAAAACCCGAGGUUGAUUAUUCUGUAGAGGUUAAACAAGCUGAAUCUCUGAUCUGCGGAAUAAAAAAAGACCAAAAGAUGGACUGGAUAAGUGUCACAAAAUUAUCUCAAAUUGUUGAACACUUAUCACAAAAACAUUCAUCUUUGCUCAAUGUACACAAAGAGGUUGAACUAAACAGCUAUGCAUAUCUUGGUCCUGUUCGCCUCAGUCAUGAAGAGAGAAUGAAAAUGCUAAAAACAGGAGAGAGGUUGGAUAAGAUCUUGCAAUCUAGGAAAUGUUAUAACAUUAAAUUAUUCAACAACUUAAAGGGAAAAAUACUCCGUUGUCGGAGAACAAAGAGAAUUGUUUGGUUUGGUGUCUCUGAGAGUCCUGUGUUCGAUCAUGGGUGGAGUUCUAGUUUGAGCUUAGAAUGCAAUUCAGUUGCUCGGUUUCGGUGUGAUCUGUGUGGAAUUCAUCCUGAGCAGGCUCUGGUCUGGAACUCGGAGCUGGAGCUAGAUUCCUCGCUUCUGUGGAGUCCGAGGUGA